CCCUGCAGACUCUGGGGGGUGCAGAGACCAGCACCAGUCCUUCUCUCUGCACUGGAGCCAGACGGGGCAGCCUCUUUUCACAUCUGUAGUGGUUUUUCCCCACUUGUCCAGGGGACGGGGGUGCAGAGGAGAAAGGCCAGAGAAUGUCGUCCCAGGCCGUGGGGAACCAGACCUCCUCCGGGGUCACAGAUGACUACUCCAACUGGUACAUUGACGAGCCCCAGGGGGACCAGGAGCUCCAGCCAGAGGGAGUGGUGCCUGCCUGCCACCCCAGCGUGCUGUUGGGGCUUCUCCACGCCUGCCUGGCUGUGCUGUCGAUCCUUGUGCUGCUGCUGCUGGCUGUGCUCACGAGGGUGCGUCGGCCCCGGCCCUGCUGCGGGCUCGGCAGAUCUGGACAGUUCCAGUUGGUGCCAAGGCCUGGGCACCCCCACUUGGGUGGCCCAGCUGAUAGGGCCACUCUGGGGCAGUGGGGGUUUGUUAGCCCCGUGGAUUUCCUGGCGGGGGACACGACCUGGCCAGUGCCUGCGGCUGUCUUUGUGGUCCUCUUCAGCUCCUUGUGUUUGCUGUUCCCUGCGGAGGACCCACUGCCCUUCCUGACCUUGGCUUCACCCCCCAGCCAAGAUGGAGAAACGGAGACUCCAAGAGGACCUUGGAAGAUCCUCGCCCUGCUCUAUUACCCUGCCCUCUACUACCCUCUGGCCGCCUGUGCCACAGUCGGGCGUGGAGCCGCACACCUGCUCGGCGGCGUGCUGUCCUGGGCUCACUUCGGGGUCCAGAUCUGGCAGAGGGCACAGUGUCCUCAGACACCCAAGAUCUACAAGUACUACACCCUGCUGGCUUCCUUGCCUCUGCUUCUGGGCCUUGGAUUCCUGAGCCUUUGGUACCCGGUGCAGCUGGUGAGAAGUUUCCGGAACAUGGCAGGAGCAGGUUCUGAGGGGCUGCCAAGCCGCUACUGUGAGGAAUAUCUGAGGGCCCUCCUUUGCCGGAAGAAGCUGCGAAGCAGCUCCCACACCUCCAAGCAGGGCUUCCGAUCCUGGGCCUGGAUCUGUUACAGAAACUACAUCUAUACUCCACAGCGAGGAUUCCGACUCCCUCUGAAGCUGGUGCUUUCAGCCACCUUGACAGGGACAGCCAUCUACCAGGUGGUCCUGCUGCUGCUGGUGGGCGUGGUACCCACCAUCCAGAAGGUGAGGGCGGGUAUCAACACGGACGUCUCCUACCUACUGGCCGGCUUCGGGCUCGUGCUCUCAGAGGACAGGCAGGAGGUGGUGGGGCUCGUGAAGCAUCACCUGUGGGCUCUGGAAGUUUGCUACAUCUCGGCAUUGGUCCUGUCCUUCUCGCUCACCUCCCUCAUGCUGAUCCGCUCGCUGGUGACACACAGGGCCAACCUGCAAGCUCUGUACCGAGGGGCUGCCCUGGAGCUGGGCCCCCUACCCCAGGGUGCCCACCUCUCCCGCCAGGCCGUAUGCUGUUGGAUGAGCUUCAGUGCCUACCAGACUGCCUUUACCUGCCUCGGACUCUUGGUGCAGCAGAUCGUCUUCUUCCUGGGGACCACGACCCUUGCCUUCCUGGUGUUCAUGCCUGUGCUCCAUGGCAGGAACCUCUUGCUUCUCCGAUCCCUGGAGUCCUCGUGGCCCUUCUGGCUGACCUUGGCCCUGGCUGUGGUCCUACAGAAAAUGGCAGCCCACUGGGUCUUCCUGGAGACUCACCAUGGAUACCCAGAGCUUACUAACAGGCGAGUGCUCUAUGCAGCCACCUUCUUUCUCUUUCUCAUCAACAUGCUGGUGGGCGCCAUGGUGGCUGCCUGGCGUGUGCUUCUCUCUGCUGUCUACAAUGCUGUCCACCUUGGCCAGAUGGAUCUCAGCCUGCUGCCACCUCGGGCAGCCACUCUCGACCCCGGCUAUCACACAUACUGCGGCUUCCUGAAGAUCGAGGCCAGCCAGUCGCACCCGGCUACCACGGCUUUCUGUGCCCUGCUUCUGCAGAACCAGCGGCCUCGUUUUCCCCGGGCCCCCCAGGAUGGCCUCAGACAGGGGCAGGAAGAAGAAGGGAUGCAGCUGCUGCAGACCAAGGACGCCAUGGCCAGGGGAGCAGGGCCCAGGGCCCGCCAAGGAAGGGCCCGCUGGGGGCUGGCCUACACGCUUCUGCACAAUCCUGCCCUGCAGGCCUUCCGGAAGAAGGCUCUGUCAGGGGCCUAGGUCAAUGGAGCCCAGCCCUGAGAGUGGGGAAGCCGCUGUGUCCUUGUCAGGGCUGAAGUGCUCCCCCGCUCCCAGCGCACUCCCUCCCAGCUUCCCCAGCAUCCUCCCAGUCUCCCUGGCCUCUCUCUGUC
Molecule: messenger RNA, 2329 nt
Organism: Lontra canadensis (Northern American river otter)
Lineage: Eukaryota; Metazoa; Chordata; Mammalia; Carnivora; Mustelidae
Gene: STRA6
Product: signaling receptor and transporter of retinol STRA6
Exons: 19
Coding region: 144-2198 (684 amino acids)
Biological process (GO): vitamin A import into cell
Cellular component (GO): plasma membrane
Molecular function (GO): retinol transmembrane transporter activity; signaling receptor activity
Source: RefSeq, a predicted model, not a curated record